AUGGAGUACAAACAGCGGAACAGAGGAAUAGGCCUGUUCCAGUAUCGCAUACAGUAUUACAGAGACUACGAGGAAGGCACCCUACAGCCGGCAGACGACAGUUGCAUCUAUUUGAAGGAACUUGACCACUACCGCACCAAAGCCAAAAUACCUUCCGAUAGCGCCAAAAGCAACCGGAAGCUUCCGCUAUGUUAUCCGGUCACCGAUCCCACACCGAAACCCGCUACUGCUCCCGCCGAACCAAAGAAAAGUCCAGCCAGGGAGAGGGCGGAGAUGACUGUUAGUGCGCUUCCCGGAUCAGUCAAGCUGGAAGGAUGGGGACCCGAGAAGAAGGUCGUCAUCGAGAAGACGGAAAAAUCAUCCUUCGGGUUUAGCAUCGUCGGUGGAAAGGUAAACGUCGGUGGUGAUGUCACAUCGGGAUUGUUCAUCAAAAGUAUUAUUCCCGAAAGUCCAGCGGACAAGUGUAGCGAACUAAAGAUCGGUGAUCGUAUAUUAGCUGUGAACGAGAACAGUUUGGAAAAUGCAUCGCAUGAGAAGGCCGUCAAUUACAUAAAAACUGCCAACGACCGUAUCGUCCUAGUCGUUCAGAGUCUGGAGCGCAACGUAAAAGAAACCAACCCAAUGGUGCUGCAAAAGAAAGUUCCACCUCCAGUAACUCCAUCAAAAACGCCCGAAGUCGAGUACAUCCAGGAUGGAAAACCAAAGAAAGAAACCGCCAAAACACCGGAGGAUAAUAAACCACCUACGGUCCCGAAAGCUCGCCAAGAAUCUACAGAUUCGGAAAACUCAUCCGACGAUGAGGAAGACAGCCGCGAGCUGGAAGGAAAAACGUUCACGGCCGCCGGUGUUGAGAUCGAUCGUGCUUCCGCUGGCAACACAAAGCUGGGUGAGGAGGACACGGAAGAGGAGGACGAUUUCGGUUAUACAAUGAAGAAAAUAAAGAAGCGCUACUCCGCCCUGGGCGAAGUGGACUGCUGUACGAUCCUGCGGGACAGCAACGAAACGUGCGGGUUGUCCUUGUGUGGCCAUCGUGACCGUACCCGGAUGGCUUGCCUGAUUGCUGGCAUCAAUCCGAAGGGCGCUGCCGCCGGAACGUCCCUGACCGUGGGUGAUGAAGUGCUGGAGGUAAAUGGAACCGUACUGCAUGGCCGGUGCCAUCUUAAUUGUUCCGUCAUUAUCAAAAAUCUCGCCAGUCCUACGCUGAAGUUUAUUGUGCUAAGAAAAAAGAGUUCCCCGGAGGAGCUGGCGGUGAAACCGGUGAAGCAUUUCCCGACUGAUUUUGACUACACCGAUAAUAUAAUGGAAAAGUUUAAGGACGUUAAAACAAUCACCGUGAAGAAGGGCUCUUCCAGCUUGGGCAUCAUGAUCAUUGAGGGCAAACAUUCGAUCGCUGGCCAGGGCAUUUUUAUUUCCGACAUUCAGGAGGGUUCCACAGCGGAGAAGAGUGGGCUGAAGAUCGGUGACAUGCUGCUAUCGGUCAACAGGGAUUCGCUGCUUGGUUGCAACUACGAAACAGCAGCUGGAUUGCUGAAAAAAGCCGAAGGUGUGAUCACCCUGAAGAUAUGCAACCCCAACAAAGAAAAGGACUCAGAGAAGAAGGCGAACGGGGAGGCCGGUGCGGGACCUGGAACCACGCCGAAUAAGAAAAAACCGGGCGCGGAGGAACCGGCAACGCUCGGUACCAGCCGGGCCGGUACCCCGCAUGGUGGUAAACCGGAAGCAUCCCCAACGAAGGAGGUGAUCGAUCCGCUGAAGGCUCCGAUCAGUGAUAACGACUUUACGGUGAUUGAAAUCGUAACCGAAAACAAACCCUUGGGCAUCGUGGUGGCCGGUGGCUGUGAUUCUCUGGUGAAGUCUGGAGCGGCGGUCGUGGACAUUCUGCCGCAGAGCGUAGCCGAGAAGGACACCCGGCUGCAGGUGUUCGACCAGAUAAUUGAAAUCAAUGGCUUCAAAGUCAACAACACUUCCACCAAUGAAGCGAUCAAGCGUGCCGUCAAGCAGCUGCAUCCGAAGGUCCGCUUGGUUGUUUACCGUGCCAACCCACCGACGACGGAGACGGUCGAGGUGGAUCUGAUGAAGAAAUCGGGCAAAAAUCUCGGCCUGACGUUCCGCGCCGGUAACCCGAAAGGGAUCGUCAUCACCGGAUUGGUGCCGGGUGGUUCGGCCGAGUUUGACGGACGCAUUCAGGUGGGAGAUAUCGUGUCGCAGAUAAACGGUGACAGUCUGGAGGCCGGAGGUAUCGAACAGUGCGCCUCGCUGCUAAAAACCGCCCAAGGCAAGGUGGGAUUACGCAUUUUGCGGCCAAAAUUGAAGGAACGGUCAGUCUAAGUCUUCUAGAGUAGCACUGGCGCGUCGCGUGCUGCCGCUGAUAAACUACUAGAACUACUGUACAUAGAAAUGAAUGCUUGCAACAUAUGCUCACACCACUCACACGUACACUAUUGAUAUUUUUAGCCAAAUAAAUAUUCUGUUAUAGUUU
Molecule: messenger RNA, 2479 nt
Organism: Anopheles nili
Lineage: Eukaryota; Metazoa; Arthropoda; Insecta; Diptera; Culicidae
Gene: inaD
Product: inactivation-no-after-potential D protein
Exons: 18
Coding region: 1-2328 (775 amino acids)
Molecular function (GO): protein binding
Source: RefSeq, a predicted model, not a curated record